Messenger RNA from Pseudogymnoascus destructans, 3536 nucleotides. RefSeq lists its product as uncharacterized. NCBI's taxonomy places the organism in Eukaryota, Fungi, Ascomycota, Leotiomycetes, Thelebolales, Thelebolaceae. The coding region runs from base 294 to 3383 and encodes 1029 amino acids. Gene Ontology annotation, molecular function: protein binding. The record is from RefSeq and is a predicted model, not a curated record. Gene Ontology annotation, biological process: positive regulation of TORC1 signaling. The transcript has 3 exons. Gene Ontology annotation, cellular component: cytoplasm.
CUGUGUAGAGCUUCGUUUCAAUCCAAUGUACCGCAGUUACAAGUUGUGCUGUCUCUUCUUUAUAUGUAUUGGCUAUUAGGAUGAUAUUUUGAGAUAUUCUUUGCAUUAUUUAAGUUUCUGCUCAACGAUAUGCGGCUUUAAGAGAGUAGUGACAAACCACCAUCACCUGACACCACCUGACGGCAUCACUGCAUCACUUUUUAUCGUCCACCAUGCUUUGAGGAUUAGGAAACUGGCAUGUUCAAUGGAUAGGGAUCUAAAAUCAAAGAACUCAAAAGAGUAGUAUUCUCAUCAUGGACCGCGGCGAUGGCAUUAUCAGGUGGUCGCCCAACCGGACAAGAGAUGAGUUCUUAUCCAUCAACGCCAACUACCGGAUUUUACAACUGCACAAACCCACAGGGCAGGUUGUUCCGGAACAAUUUGAUUAUGAGGAUGUAGCAAAAUACACCGAUUUCCAAGGAUUUGAGACAUAUGAUUGGUCCCCAAGCAAUCCUGGUCUUGUUGCUCUUGGGACCAAGAGCGGAGAGGUUAAUCUCCUACGCGUAGAUGAUGGAUCUAACGACUCUAUGAUAUUGCCAUUGAAGCUCCAGAGAACUUGCCAAGCAGUUGCUUUCAAUACCACUGGGCUAUUGGCAGUUGGCCUCGAUCGAGUGCGAAACGACCAGUGCCUGCACAUCUGGGACAUAAACCAGCGCCUAUCAAAUUGGGAUCCUGCGAAGAAGGGUUGGCAAACCCCGCCAUUUCCCGCUGAUCCGCUUCAUAAAUUAGAAGCAAGUGUCGCAAUAACGAGUACUCGAUGGUUUGAGGACCAGCCCCAAACGUUGGUAGUGGGGGUGAAGAAUCAAAGCGUCAAAAUUCAUGACCUUCGCGAUCCCAAUGGCGCCGUUAUAAGCUUUCAAACAAGGUGUAACAAUAAUCUGGCAAUUGAUCAUAGAGACCCGAACUACUUCGCCUCGUCGUCCCUUGAUUCACCAGCCAUCAUGAUAUGGGAUCGCCGAGCUACGUCUCGCCAAGUGGCUUCGAAGAUGUACAAUGACACAGUAGACUCGGGCGAUGUGCCUUGGGGAUGCGCUUUGAAACUCAACCGAGCAAUUGACCCGAAGUACGACACGAAUAUUCGAAGUUUAAGGUAUUGUCGGGACCAGCGCAGUCUCUUGGCAGUCCUUUCCAGCGCUGGAGAAUUGCAACUCAUUUGUACCGAAAAAGAGCACAUAGAACCAAUGUCUGAGAAUGACACUGAAGGAUCACCCGAGUUGCUGGAAGUUAAGAGGUCACAUGAUUUGCAAUACCCCUACUUUAAUGAGGACUUUGGGUAUUCUCAUGAUGACCGUAUAGUAUCAUUCGACUGGGUGACACUAGGCUCUUCGUACUACCAGCCUAGAGUUAUCACACGACGAAGCAAUCACAAGAUGGGCGUCAUUUUGAAACCAUCUUUGUCUCGAAACCUUGUUCUGGACUUGAUGGACUUCUCAUCGAGAGCAAAGCAUACAAGCCGAGGAACAGUCCCAAAGUUUUCAGACGAGAAAGAAAGGGAAGCCGUUUUAAAACCGCUGGUUGAGUCGCAGAAACGGAAGGAUAUUGAAUUCGGCCCUGACGGAAAGAUCAAAAAAUCCGAACCCCCGCUUUCUCUGACAAGCCCAGGUACUACUUCAAAAUUCGACACUGUACUUGUUGCUGCCGACGAAAGCUCCAUGGCUAGUUCAAGUGAACUUGCUGGCAAAGGGUUGGAUGGAUUGCUCACAAGUCGCAUUCUCUCAAGUAGGGAACGCCACGGACAGUUAUUUUCCCAGAAAUCGAAUGACCUUGGAUCUAAAGAUGCAUUGCCGGAUCGAAUUAAUUCUCUAAUGAUAGCCCGCAUAAAACAAGGUUACUUGUUUAACUGUCAAAGAAACGCUAAUAUCCUUGUGGAUGAUCCUUGGCUAAAAGACGUUUGGAUAUGGAUUGAUGGUGCAGAAGGCGCUGCUGCUGGUGACGGCAUGGUUUCCGGUCAGUUAAAUCUUGCGUACAUGGGCGUGCAGAGCAUUUGGAACAAUGAUCUUGGCUCUAAGUAUACAUCAAGGUUAGUUGACCCGACCACUUCUACCAUACCAAGUGAAGACGAGUGGGGCGCAGCUCUUGCGGACAUUAAUAAGAAGGCGGGCCGUGGGUUAUUCAAAAGCGUUCCGACAAAGCGACCCCAUCACCGGCAAAUGUGCCUCGCGAUAUGUGGCUGGGGAAAAUCCCCAGCGGAGCUUGAGCAAGACCUAUUGGACUUGGAAGCAAAGGGCCAAUAUACAGUAGCAGCCGCAUGGGCUCUUUUCGAGAAGAAUCCCAAGCGAGCAGUUGAAUCCCUAAAACGCGGAGGGAAGAACCUUCUUUUCAUCGGUCUCGCUCUGAGCCUCCAAGUCAAGGGAAAUCCACCGCUUAAAAAGGAAGAGUGGGACUACAAUAUAUCCGAUCUUUCGGACAUGGCUAAUGAUCCCUAUCUCCGAGCUAUAUAUACACUCAUCAGUACUGGCGACUGGCGAGCAAUUGCCAACGAGGCAUCUUUACCACUGCGGGACCGAGUUGGAGUUGCGCUCCAUAACCUUGACGACACUGAGUUCCCCAACUGGCUCAACCGACAAACCGCAGAAGUUGUGCGCACUGGUGAUAUCGAAGGCCUGGUACUCACAGGAAUCACGGACAGUGCUGUGUCCCUACUCAGCGCCUAUAUUGAGAAGUUCGGCGACUAUCAGACGGCUACUUUGAUUAUCCAUUUUGCAGCCCCUUUGUACAUCGACGAUUUCAGAGUGUGGCAGUGGCGAGCCGAUUACCAAGACCUACACAACAAAAAUCGCCUCUUCGUUGAUCGCUGCCGAUUUGAUGUUCAGAGCACAAAAAAGAGUAGGGAUAGAGAUGGCUUUGCUGUUAUUAAGACACGGCCACGACAAGUCACACUGCGUUGUAUGCACUGCGACACCGCCUUCACCAACGAUCUCGACAAUACCGGCUCCAACGCUUCGACGCCGAAAGCCUCGGUGGCUUCUGCGUCUGGGGACCGUAACCCGCUGUAUAGCUCUGGGGUUCACGCAGGAAUUAACUGUCCGAAGUGUGGACGGCAUCUACCACGCUGCGGCAUCUGUCUGUUGACACUGGGCAUGCCGCGAAGUGAUAAGGAUCGUGUGGCUGUGGAGCCGUAUCAGCGACUUGCGAACUUCAUGAGCUUCUGCAUGAAGUGUGAUCACGCGUUCCAUGCAGACCAUGCGAGAAGUUGGUUUAAGGUGCAUAAUGAGUGCCCGAUUCCAGAGUGCCACUGUGCGUGUAAUGCGGAUGUGGGUGGGAUGGGGUCCAGGGAGGGGGAGGAGGAUAGGAAGAGCGAUAAGGCGAAGGAAGAGGAUGGGAGCAAAGAAGAAGAAGAUUAAGGUAGGGAAACAGCAGUGGAGUUUAAUGUAAAGGGGCGGCAGUGAGUUCAGGAUUUCAUGGCAAGUUAUGAUUGCAGAAAUAAACCCAAAAACCAAAUUUCAAACACACAAUGACAGUCGCGGAGAUAUGUGGCGAGAUAUCGUAGAGCAGAG